Porites lobata is the source of this 339-nucleotide messenger RNA. The record is from the annotation of a GenBank genome assembly. Lineage: Eukaryota; Metazoa; Cnidaria; Anthozoa; Scleractinia; Poritidae.
GCAAGCCAGCUCUCUCUCAUUGCUGAUGGACUUUAUUGCUCCACCUCGCUGGGUCGUAAUAGUUGGAAAGCACUGCUUGGGUCUCAGGCCCCUCUACAGCGUAACUGCAACGGGGAGGGUUUUAACACCGGUUGUGAUCGCACGUAAGUAAGGCAGGCUAGGGUGAGGAUCGGCAUCCUUGGUAACAACCAAGACGAUUGUGCCACGGUUGAUUCUAGAAUUGGGUUUGGUAUGCAAGGGCUUCCAGAUUAUUCCAUAACCUGUGGAGUUGUGGCAGAACGCCAAUCUGAUAAUGGAGACAAAUUCAUCCACUCAUUUGGAUACAUCUUGGUUCAGUAG